AUGGCGAGCGCGACGAUCGCGACGCUCGCGACGCUCGCGCCGGUCGCGCGGCGAGGCGGAGGCGGCCGCGGCGACCGCGGCUCGGGCGGCCGCAGAGGCGGCGGCCGAGGCCGCGGCGGCGUGAUGAGCAGCGGAGGCGCCGAGCGUCAAAAGACGAGGACGCGCCAUCCUCGGCGGCGACCGCACCGCGCCGCGAACGACGAGACGAUGGACGCGCCCGCGACGCUGUGGGCCCCACCGCUCGACGGCCAGGACCUCCCCGCGCUCGUGUGCUUCGACCUGGACGACACGAUAUGGUUCCCGGAGCUGUACAUGAUGCGCGGCGCGCCGUGGACGAAGGAGAGGUGCGACACCACUGGGCGCGAGAGGGUGAUGGACGCGAGCGGCGAGGAGCUCCGGUGCUACCCCGCCGCGACGGCCGCGAUGGCGAUGCUGCGCUCGCACGCGGCGUUCGCGAAGAGAGGCACGAAGAUCGCGGUCGCGUCGCGGACGAAUCGCGGCGCGUGGGCGGACGAGGUCAUGGGGAUGUUCGUCGUCGACGACGGGAGCGGGAGCGGGACGACGACGACGAUGCGCGAGUGCGUGGGAGACCUCGUGGAGAUGUAUUCGGGGACGAAGAAGCGACACUUCGAGAAGCUCAAGGCGCGGACUGGGAUACCGUACGCGGACAUGCUCUUCUUCGACAACGAGGAGCAAAACACGAGGGACGUGGCGACGCUCGGCGUGACGUGCGUGCUGUGCGUCGGCGGGAUGACCGAACGAGCGUGGGAAGAUGGAUUGCGCGCGUUCGCGGAGAAAAAAGCGCUCGUCGCGCGGCGGCGCGCGGCGGCGGCGGCGAAACGGUAG
Micromonas pusilla CCMP1545 is the source of this 846-nucleotide messenger RNA. RefSeq lists its product as uncharacterized. Lineage: Eukaryota; Viridiplantae; Chlorophyta; Mamiellophyceae; Mamiellales; Mamiellaceae. Gene Ontology annotation, molecular function: phosphatase activity. Bases 1 to 846 code for a protein of 281 amino acids. The record is from RefSeq and is a predicted model, not a curated record. The transcript has a single exon.